AUGUUCCACACCUUUGAACUCCGCCACAACAACCCGCGCACCGCGACUCGAGAAGAACGCCGUGGACGACGACCCGGAUUACGAGCCUGCAAAGAAUGUCGUCGACGCAAGAUCCGCUGCACGGGGACGCAUCCUUGUGAGCCGUGUCUGUACUACAAGAAGCCCGAGCUGUGCCGCUAUUCGGAUCCCCGAGUGCCACACAGCAGGACCCGAGAUGAGGGUUCCGCAGAUAGUCAGUAUCGAUCUGUUCUGGAGAGAUUGUUUCCUUCAGUUUCAUUGCAAUCGCUUGUGACUCUGACUCGUGACGAACUGCUGGAUUUGUUGCGAGAUAGCGUACUUGCCUCAGAUGAACCCGCUCCGCAGUCUCCAGAGAGUCCGGGGGAGGAUCAUGUCUCGCAAUCGUCUUUGGAGAGGAUGUUAAUGGAAAAUGCUGGGAGUGGGGAAGUUAAUGCUGCCAAUGACAAUGACAAUGAUGAUGUAUCGGACGAUGUCAACGCGCUGUCCAUGGCGACGCAUCCGCCGUCCACCUACUUGGGCAUCUCCUCCAUCAAUGCCGUCCUCAAGGUCAUCAAAUGGGUCAAUCCAGAAUCAAUAGCUCGACCGUCCACUACAACCCCAUCGAGAAGCAGCCGAGGAGAAAAAACCAACUCCCUCAUAUCCCCAUCAACUCAAUCCCAAGCAAGCGACCUCCAACUCAUCGACGCCUACUUCAAUUUCAUCCAUCCCUCCAUGCCGCUCAUCGACGAGACCGAAUUCCGACAGACCUACAUAUCCAACACCCGACGCGACGAGCACUGGCUCGCCCUCGUGAACAUGGUCCUCGCCCUAGGUAGCAUCUCCCUCUACCCCAGCGACGACACCUCGCACCUCGCGUACUGCAAGCGCGCACGCCAAUACCUCUCUCUCGAAACCCUCGGCAGCGCGCACAUCGAGACCGUCCAGACCCUCGGCAUCAUGGCCGGCCACUACCUGCACUACAUCAGCCAGCCGAACCUGGCAUACGUGCUCAUCGGGGCCGCGGUACGGAUGGCCACCGCGCUAGGCCUGCACAAGGAAAUCGCAGAUACAGACGAGAGCGAGAGCAGGCCGCUCCGGCCGUCGUCGGUGCCCGUCGAACUGCGCCGGCGAAUCUGGUGGUCGCUGUAUUGCCUUGAUACGUGGGGCUGCAUGACGCUCGGACGGCCGACGCUGGGCCGCUCGUCGAUGGCCGUCUCGACGAAGCCGCCCGUGCAGAAUCUGGGAGUUAACUCAUCCAGCACCCUCAUCCUCAUCGAAAACAUCCGCUUCUGCCAGAUCGCCACGCGCGCACAGGAAGCCCUCGCCGCAUCCCCUCUCCCCCGCUACGCACAACUCCAAGAUUUCGACGCCGAAUUGAUGGACUGGUACGCGCAGCUCCCCUCACUCCUCAAAGCGUACGAGCCCUGCCCGGACUCGAUACACACAGCCCGCACCCUCAUGCGCUGGAGCCUACAUAACCUGCGCAUCCUCCUCUACCGCCCCGUCCUGCUAAGCUAUGCCCUCCGCCGCGUCCCCAACAUCGCACUGCACACCGAAGAGUGUCUCGCGAUCGAAAAGUGCCAGCGGCUCGCUCGCGAGGCGAUCCACGAUAUCGCCGAGGCGGAGUUGAAGAGCCCCUCGGCUGCGUGGGGGGUCAUCUGGCACGGGUUUCAGGCGUCGCUGGUGCCGCUGUUGACGUUGAGUAUCCUCGGCGCGGCGGAGACGGAUGUGGAUAUGGAGGUGGUCGAGUCGUGCAGGGAGCAGAUCGAGGUAGCCAUGGCUGCGAUUACGCGCGUUGAGGCGUGGCAUCCGACUGCGCGGCCGAGUCUGGAUCUCAUUGCGCGGAUUUUCCGGGCAGCGCUGGCUAGGAUGGAGACGUCGUCGUCAGAUGGGACGUCUCCUGCUCCGGCCGGGCGGGUGGAUCCGGUUGAUUUGCAGCAGUGGGGUGUUCAGGACCUGCAGGCCGUCCCGAUGGCGUUUACAGAGAGUGAACUGGGCGUGUCGAGUCAGGAUGUUUGUGAUUUUAUCAGUUGGGCGGGACAUACGGCGUGGUCUGAUGUGGGGGGACAGGCUACGAUGGACCUAUGGUCUGCGCCGGGGUGGUGGCAGGUUUGA
Messenger RNA from Aspergillus thermomutatus, 2112 nucleotides. Its product is annotated as putative C6 transcription factor. Gene Ontology annotation, molecular function: zinc ion binding; RNA polymerase II cis-regulatory region sequence-specific DNA binding; DNA-binding transcription factor activity, RNA polymerase II-specific. Bases 1 to 2112 code for a protein of 703 amino acids. Gene Ontology annotation, cellular component: nucleus. NCBI's taxonomy places the organism in Eukaryota, Fungi, Ascomycota, Eurotiomycetes, Eurotiales, Aspergillaceae. Gene Ontology annotation, biological process: positive regulation of transcription from RNA polymerase II promoter by galactose; DNA-templated transcription. The transcript has 2 exons. The record is from RefSeq and is a predicted model, not a curated record.